AUGAAUGGUCAUGAUGGUUCCUCCUUAGUUAUAUAUAAACCCUAACUUAAACCACAACACUUCAAACCAUUUCUUCUGCAAACAAAACUAGACAGAGACACCUUCGUUAUCGCCCCUCGCUACUGCUCAAUCUCGCUAUCGUAUUGAUUCUUGCCGGCCCUUCCAGAUUACAAUUCUUUUAUUGAGAUCGAUAUUUUGUUCCGUUAGAUUACUAAAUUAUGGCUAUUGGGUUAUUGGAGGUUCAUCUGCUCAAAGCUAAAGGCCUAAGAGGCAAAGAUUUCUUAGGUAAGAUAGAUCCUUAUGUCAUUGUCAAGUACAAAACUCAAGAGAGAAAAAGUAGUAUAGCUUCAGGUGAAGGUGGAAGUCCAAUUUGGAAUGAGAAAGUGAGAUUCAAAGUAGAAUAUCCUGGAGUAGGCCAUGAUUAUAAGCUCAUCCUCAAUCUCAUGGACAAAGAUACUUUCUCCACUCAUGAUUUUCUUGGUCAAGCAACGGUUUAUGUGAAGGAUUUAAUAGAACGAGGAGUGGAAAAUGGAACUUCCGAACUUCGUAUUCAAAAAUAUAAUGUAGUUCAAUCUGAUCAAACUUAUUGUGGAGAAAUUCAAGUUGGUGUCACUUUUACCAAGAUGGAAGAGAACAAUGGCGGUCAAGAGUAUGGAGGGUGGAAGCAAAGCUAUAAUUAUUAGAUUAAUUAUUUAAUUUAUUUUAAUUUUCUAGAAAGAUGAAGUAUUGAUUUGUUUGGUAUAGUUUUGUAAUUUUAAAAAUUUGAGGGGGGUUUUGAUUCUCACUUUUGUUUAUUAGGGACUUGUAUUAGCCUUUUCAAUAAGAUUUUAUUCAUUUUUUAAAUUUUA
This is a messenger RNA of Mercurialis annua (annual mercury), 848 nucleotides long. Its product is annotated as 16 kDa phloem protein 1-like. Lineage: Eukaryota; Viridiplantae; Streptophyta; Magnoliopsida; Malpighiales; Euphorbiaceae. The coding region runs from base 219 to 683 and encodes 154 amino acids. The transcript is spliced from 5 exons. The record is from RefSeq and is a predicted model, not a curated record.